Messenger RNA from Hemiscyllium ocellatum (epaulette shark), 888 nucleotides. Its product is annotated as trypsin-like. NCBI's taxonomy places the organism in Eukaryota, Metazoa, Chordata, Chondrichthyes, Orectolobiformes, Hemiscylliidae. Bases 1 to 888 code for a protein of 295 amino acids. Gene Ontology annotation, molecular function: serine-type endopeptidase activity. The transcript has 5 exons. The record is from RefSeq and is a predicted model, not a curated record. Gene Ontology annotation, biological process: proteolysis.
AUGAGCCUCAGCCCCAGCUCAGAGCCACUGAUUCGAGUCGGAUCUCGCCUUCCUGGGUCCAAAGGCUCACCAGGAACAGCUUCCCAAAGUGGGGCCGGCCGGGGGCUGGGGAGAGGACCUGGUUUGGAGAUGUCAGCGAUCCUGGUCAAGGUCUCCGCACUGAUUAUUCUCGGAGUUGCGGCGGGGUGCUGUGAGGAGGAUGACCGAAUUGUUGGCGGUUCGGAGUGUGUUCCACACAGUGUCCCGUACCAGGUCUACAUCCGGAAUUUCCGCAGGCCGUGGUGUGGAGCCUCCCUCCUCAACGCUCACUGGAUCCUAACGGCAGCUCACUGCUACAUUCGGCCCAAGGUGUUGAACGUGUGGGUUGGGGCCCACGACCUAUCGGUGGAGGAAAGCUCCCGGCAGUCCCUCAGGGUGAUCCGAGCAAUCCGGCAUCCUGGCUACGAUUACGGAACCACGGACAACGACAUCAUGUUGCUGAAGGUCUCUCCCGCCGUCAGGUUCAACGACAACGUCCGGCCCGUCCAACUGCCCGGCUCCUGUUCCCGUAACGGCACCCGGUGCCUGGUCUCUGGGUGGGGCAACACCGCGAUCGAUGGAGAGGCGUACCCGAACCGGCUGCAGUGCCUGGACGUGCCCAUCCUGUCAGACGCCGAGUGCCGGGCCAGCUACGGCGACUCGCUCACCCCCAACAUGUUCUGUGCCGGAUUCCUGGAAGGAGGGAAGGAAGCAUGUCAGGUUGACUCGGGGGGCCCGCUGGUGUGUGAUGGGGUCCAACGGGGGAUCGUCUCCUGGGGCCUGGACUGUGGACGGCCUGGUUACACCACCAUCUACACCAAGCUGUGUAACUACACCGCCUGGAUCAACGAGACCAUCACGGCCAAUUAA